Molecule: messenger RNA, 2079 nt
Organism: Megalobrama amblycephala (Wuchang bream)
Lineage: Eukaryota; Metazoa; Chordata; Actinopteri; Cypriniformes; Xenocyprididae
Gene: nr1i2
Product: nuclear receptor subfamily 1, group I, member 2
Exons: 9
Coding region: 341-1627 (428 amino acids)
Biological process (GO): positive regulation of transcription by RNA polymerase II; cell differentiation; negative regulation of transcription by RNA polymerase II
Molecular function (GO): nuclear receptor activity; zinc ion binding; RNA polymerase II cis-regulatory region sequence-specific DNA binding
Source: RefSeq, a predicted model, not a curated record
UUUCCCUUCCCUCUCGACUUCCAGACGGUCCUAUCUAUCGACUGAUCAGGAAAUUAGGGAAAUAAGCAAGAGCAUUCGUCUCUGUAGCGAGAACGUAGGACAUGUUUUCUCGUUUUCCCGUCAAGCGUGUCCUUUGCAGGACAUCUGUAACCAGGAAGUAAAAGUGUCUCACGUAUAACACACACAUCAGUUGCGUGUACUCCUGUAUACGUGCUUUAAAAAUCAGGACUGUAACUCUGUAAAUGUGAAACCUUACCGUGACAUGAUUUGUGUCGGAACCAGGGCUCGGUGUGCAUGUUCGUAUUGAAGCAUUAUGUGAAUGUCCUGCUGCUGAUAUGACAUGUGCUUACUUCAGCUCAGGAUGAGUAAAGAAAUGGAGGAGCUUUCUCCCCUGGACGACUCGGGGCAUGGUGAUGGGUCUGAGGAAGAAACAGAGGAAGAUGAUGAGCCCAAAAUUUGUCAAGUAUGCGGUGACAAAUCCACAGGUUACCACUUUAACGCCAUGACCUGUGAGGGCUGCAAAGGCUUCUUUAGGCGUGCCAUGAAGCGACCCGCACAGCUCUGCUGCCCAUUUCAGAAUGCCUGCGUGAUCACCAAGAACAACAGGAGACAGUGCCAAUCCUGCCGUCUACAGAAAUGCCUCUCAAUCGGCAUGAAGAGAGAGCUGAUCAUGUCGGAUGAGGCCGUGGAGAAGCGCAGGAUGCAGAUCAGGAGGAAGAGGAUGCAGGAAGAGCCCGUAAUGCUCUCCCCUCAACAGGAAGCUGUCAUACAGGAGCUGGUCGCCGCACAUCGAAAGACCUUCGACAUGACUUGCACCCAAUUCAUUCAGUUUCGGCCUUUAGAUCGGGAUCAAAAAUCCAUGUCUGAAAACAGUCGAGAACCAAAAAGCAACAGAUCUUGCACAAUCAUGUAUAAACCACCACCUGAAGAGGCAAUUCAGCGAACCUUCAGCUUUUCCUCCCUCUCAUCCCCUUCCUCCAGCCCUCAGAGUCUUGAAAGUAAAGAGAGGAAGUGGCUUAAAAGUGCCAUUUUCACCUCUCUGCCACAUUUUGCAGACCUCACAACAUACAUGAUUAAGAACAUAAUCAACUUUGGCAAGACACUUCCAAUGUUCAGGGCUCUGAUCAUCGAGGACCAGAUCUCGCUGCUGAAAGGCGCCACCUUUGAGAUCAUUCUGAUUCACUUCAACAUGUUCUUUAAUGAGGUGACAGGUAUUUGGGAGUGCGGCCCACUGCAGUACUGCCUGGAUGACGCCAUGCGAGCUGGUUUUCAGCGCCAUCUGCUGGACCCUAUGAUGAAUUUCCAUUACACACUGCGCAAGCUGCACUUGCAUGAAGAGGAGUAUGUGCUGAUGCAGGCCAUCUCGCUCUUCUCACCAGAUCGCCCUGGUGUGACUCAUCACAGUGAGAUCGACCGUAACCAGGAAACACUAGCUGUCACCCUGAAGACGUACAUCGAGGCCAAGAGGGCUGAGCCAGAUAAACAUCUGCUGUACCCAAAGAUCAUGGCGUGCCUGACUGAGAUGAGGAGUAUGAAUGAAGAGUACACAAAACAGGUGCUGAAAAUCCAGGACAUUCAGCCUGAUGUGUCUCCACUUUUGUUGGAAAUAAUAAGCAAAGACGGCUAGGUUUGUACAGAGCAAAUGAGACUGUACCAGCAGGCCUUGAACACCCUAUCGUUGACCUUCAUCCGAGGCCACUAAAGAUUGAAAAACAGUCAAAACUAGAAAGGACAAGGACGGUGCCUACAGAUAAUGAACUACUGAACAGCAGCACACAGCAAUUGUGAAAUUGUACUUUUAUAAUUGGUGAAUUGUUACUAAAUGUAAUGUAAUUGUGUUUGAGUUUAACUGACAGGCAAUCUUCUAUGGUUCAUAAGCAGAUGUAGGAUGCCACAAAUUAUCUAUAUUUACUCCAGGAAUGAAGCUUGAAAUGUGGGGUUAGAUUAGAUGCCAUUUACACGACACCGUUUUCAACUAAAAAUGGAAAAGUUUUUAUGCGUUUUUGGUCGUUCAUUUACAUGACGACAAUAUCAUUUUGGGGGCUUGAAAACAAACUUUUGAAAAAGUGCAAGUUUUAA